AUGGUGAACUUCACGGUGGAGCAGAUGCGCGAGAUCAUGGGUAACCCCAAGAACAUCCGCAACAUGUCCGUGAUUGCGCACGUCGACCACGGCAAGAGUACUCUGACCGACUCUCUUGUCUCCAAGGCCGGUAUCAUUGCCGCGAAGAACGCCGGUGAUGCGCGUUUCACCGACACCCGUGCGGACGAGCAAGAGCGUUGCAUCACCAUUAAGUCCACCGGUAUUUCCAUGUACUUCGAGCACGAUUUGGAUGAUGGUAAGGGCAUGCAGCCUUUCCUUAUUAACCUGAUUGACUCACCCGGACACGUUGACUUUUCAUCGGAGGUUACUGCCGCGCUUCGUGUCACUGAUGGUGCUCUGGUUGUCGUUGACACUAUUGAGGGUGUGUGUGUUCAGACUGAGACUGUGUUGCGUCAGGCCUUGGGUGAACGUAUCAGGCCCGUGCUGCACGUCAACAAGGUUGACAGGGCGUUGCUGGAACUUCAGAUGGGACCGGAGGAGAUUUACAUGACCUUCCUUCGUUGCAUUGAGAACGUGAACGUUAUUAUUGCUACUUACAAUGACGAAUUGAUGGGUAACGUUCAGGUGUACCCUGAGAAAGGUACUGUGUCUUUCGGAUCUGGUCUUCACGGAUGGGCCUUCACCAUUGAGACCUUUGCCCGUAUCUACAACACUAAGUUCGGUAUUUCCAAAGAGAAGAUGAUGCACUACCUCUGGGGUGACCACUUCUUCUCCAAAAGCGGCAAGGUAUGGCUCUCCGAGGCUACCCCCGAAGCACCUGACCGUGCCUUCUGCAACUUCAUUAUGAAGCCCAUCUGCAGUCUGUUCACCAACAUUAUGAACGACAACAAGGACAAGUACGUGCCUCAGCUGAAGUCUAUUGGUGUUGAAUUGAAGGGAGAGGACCGUGACCUUACUGGCAAGGCCCUGCUCAAGAGGGUGAUGCAGAUCUGGCUGCCCGCUGGUGACGUUCUUUUGCAGAUGAUUGUUAGCCACCUGCCUUCUCCUUUCGAGGCCCAGAAAUACCGUGUUGAGAACCUUUACACUGGUCCCAUGGACGACGAGGCUGCCAAUGGUAUUCGCAACUGUGACCCCGAUGCUCCUCUUAUGAUGUACAUCUCUAAAAUGGUACCGACCUCGGACAAGGGACGUUUCUACGCUUUCGGUAGGGUGUUCUCUGGUACCGUUGCUACUGGCCAAAAGGUUAGGAUCCAGGGCCCCAAGUAUGUGCCUGGCGAGAAGACUGACCUUCUUAUCAAGAACGUCCAGCGUACUGUGCUUAUGAUGGGUCGUUACACCGAGCAGAUCCAGGAUGUGCCAUGUGGUAACACUUGCUGUUUGGUUGGUGUCGAUCAGUACAUUUUGAAGAGUGGUACCAUCACCACCUGCGACGCGGCCCACAACAUUGCUGACAUGAAAUACUCUGUGUCUCCUGUCGUGCGUGUGGCUGUCAAGCCUAAGGACUCCAAGGAUUUGCCUAAGUUGGUGGAAGGUCUUAAGAAACUGUCUAAGUCCGAUCCCCUGGUCGUGUGCAGCACCGAGGAGAGUGGUGAGCACAUCAUUGCCGGUUGUGGUGAACUUCACGUUGAGAUCUGUUUGAAGGAUUUGAAGGACGAGUACGCCCAGAUUGACUUCAUUGUUUCGGAUCCCGUCGUGUCCUACAGGGAGACUGUCGCCGCCGAGUCUAGCAUCACUUGCCUGUCCAAAUCGCCGAACAAGCACAACAGGUUGUUCAUGAAGGCCGAGCCCUUCGCCGAGGGUCUUGCUGAGGCUAUUGAGGAGAACGAGGUCACCUCCAGGGAUGAUGCCAGGGAGAGGGCCAACCUUCUUGCCGACAAGUUCGAAUGGGACAAGAAUGCUGCUUUGAAGAUCUGGUGCUUUGGUCCUGAGACCACUGGUCCCAACUUGAUGGUGGACAUGACCACUGGUGUGCAAUACCUUAACGAAAUUAAGGACCACUGCAACUCUGCGUUCCAGUGGGCUACUAAGGAGGGUGCUCUCUGUGACGAGAACAUGCGUGGUAUUCGUUUCAACCUUUUGGAUGUUACUAUGCACGCUGAUGCUAUCCACAGAGGUGCUGGUCAAAUUAUGCCUACCUGCCGUCGUUGCCUGUACGCCUGUGAAUUGACUGCCCAGCCGAAGCUUCAGGAGCCAGUGUUCCUUGUGGAUAUUAACUGCCCCCAGGACGCCGUGGGUGGUGUCUACAGUACGCUGAACCAGCGUCGUGGUCACGUCUUCCACGAGGAGAACAGGGCUGGCACGCCCCUCAUCGAGAUCAAGGCCUACUUGCCCGUCGCCGAGAGUUUCGGUUUCACCACUGCUCUUCGCGCCAGCACUUCCGGUCAGGCCUUCCCGCAGUGUGUGUUUGACCACUGGCAGUUGAUGAACGGUGACGCGCUUGAGAAGGGUUCCAAGUUGAAUGAGAUUAUUCUGGCCAUUAGGCAGAGGAAGGGUUUGAAGGCUGAGAUUCCAGGUCUCGACCAGUUCUACGACAAGUUGUGA
This is a messenger RNA of Babesia ovata, 2502 nucleotides long. RefSeq names its product elongation factor 2. Gene Ontology annotation, cellular component: ribonucleoprotein complex; cytosol. The transcript has a single exon. The record is from RefSeq and is a predicted model, not a curated record. Lineage: Eukaryota; Apicomplexa; Aconoidasida; Piroplasmida; Babesiidae. Gene Ontology annotation, molecular function: GTPase activity; GTP binding; translation elongation factor activity. Gene Ontology annotation, biological process: translational elongation. Bases 1 to 2502 code for a protein of 833 amino acids.